Messenger RNA from Sphaerodactylus townsendi, 2259 nucleotides. It is a transcript of the gene TSEN54, whose product is annotated as tRNA splicing endonuclease subunit 54. Lineage: Eukaryota; Metazoa; Chordata; Lepidosauria; Squamata; Sphaerodactylidae. The record is from RefSeq and is a predicted model, not a curated record. Gene Ontology annotation, biological process: tRNA-type intron splice site recognition and cleavage. Gene Ontology annotation, cellular component: tRNA-intron endonuclease complex.
CCGGAGGGAAAUAAGGAAGUGGCUGUGUUUUAGGUGUGCAGAGCUGGCGCGUGCUCCCAAUGGAGUCUGAGUUGGCACCUCGCGCGAGUGGCCCCUUGCUAAGUCCAGCAGAGCUACUGGCAGCUCGUACGCGUGAUCGCAAGAUUGUCCAGCGGACUCAUGGCCAGAAAGAUUUUAUCUCUGAUGGCUCAGAAGAACAAGAGGAGAAGCUGCGGCAGUGCCGGGAUGAACACUGGCAGCUCUUGCAGGAGGAACGUGUGGAGCGAUUGGGAAGUCUGGUGAAAGCUGAAUGGAAGCCACUGAAGGGUAUUAUAGAGCUAAAAUCCCCUGCUGGAAAAUUCUGGCAUAAUAUGGGGUUCACACAACAUGGAAAGCAGUGCUUGCUGCCAGAGGAAGCCCUGUAUCUCCUGGAAUGUGGCUCUAUUCAGCUGUUUUACAAAGACUUGCCCUUAUCAAUUCAGGAAGCCUAUGAGAAUCUGCUGCCCCAGAUGUCAGUGAGUCUGCUGAAGUACCAGGUAUUUAGCCACUUGAAGAGACUUGGUUACAUUGUGCUGAGAUUCCAUUCCAGCACUAUGUCAACGCCUUAUGAGGGGCAGCUGAAUCUGGGCAGCCACCAUCAGAAUGCAGAGAGACACCAUCAGAAGCGGAAAAGGAGUCCUAGCCAUCGGUUGCGUGACAAGAAACCCAGAACACGUGAGAAAACUCAGGAAUGCACACAGCCACCCAGAAAGGCUGGGAGGCGUCAUGAGAGUUCCAGCCACCCAACAUCAGCUGGAGAAAAUUUAUCUGGGGUGAUGGUAAAGGACCCUGAUCCUGGAGUUGCAGUUGUGGAGACCAUCCCAUCUUCCAGUGACACAGAACAAUGUUAUCAGUCUCCUGUAGUUUGUAUCGGAGAUCACCAUGAGAGAUCUGCCAUGGCAUCUUGGGAAAGUCAGGGUAGCACUUGUCUAUCUCGCUGGAAUUUUACCACUAUAACUUUCCCCAACAUGGGUGCUGAUUGCCCACAAACCUUCCUGCCGCAGCCUGAUAAAAAAUUCCUCCCAGAGAAUGUAACUGCACGGGAGGUUGAUGCGACCAGGUGGCGCAGGAAGCUCAACCAGAAGUGUGAGAAAUUGUCUCACAAAGAGCGGAAGCAUCUCGAGUGGGAGAGAAGGCACAAAAGCAGCGUCAAUGAGGAUAAGGAGGUCAGACAGUGCUCCACCUGGCAGGAGUACAAGGCUCUCCUAAAAGAGAGGAGACGACAGAAGAAGAAGAGAUACCCAGCAAACCUCUGGCAACAGGCUGUCACCCCACUUCUGGAGCCAGAUCAAGGUCUUCCAACAGCUGAUAUACUCCAGAAGAUCAGUGUACUCCAGCCUUCCCACAUCCUGGAUGGAGCAUCCCAGUUGCAGGAAGAUUCCAGAGGCAUGAAUAUAGAUUUUGAUGUAUAUCCAGCAGACACAGCUUCUAGCUUUAAGAAGAAUAAACCUGGGAAGCCUUUUGUCCGGAUGUGUGUUCGAAGCUUUGAUGAACAGAUCCCAACUCUGAGGGCAGUGAAACAGCUUGCUUACCAAAGUGGAGAUGUCCCAGUGGUCUUCGCAUUAGUAGACAAUGGAGACAUUGCUUUCUACUCUUUUAAAGAGUUCAGAUUGCCUGUAGAUGUGUAUCCCUGAUUGAUGCUGCUGUCACCUGGAAAAACAUCUUUGUGACUGCACUGUCUUUUGUGCAUAUGUAUGACAUGUACUCAGGGCGUUGCUCAGCUUGAUACUGCAUAGAAGCUCUGACAACUAAUAUUGUACUAUCAGUGGAUACACAAGAAAACUUCUUGUUUGUGAAAGCAAAGUGCAAUUCAAAUAUGUUCUUCCUUUACUGCAUCACCUCAGUACUUCCCAGUCAGAGAUGUAUAGCUAGUUUUAUUCUUUUAACAUAUCAGUUCUCUAGUUUUAAUAUAUCUCGACUGAAAUUCUCUGGAUUUCUUUUUUGCACCUACAGAAUAGACUCUGGUUAACUGGGAACCGUUGUAUGAAAACUGUACUGAAUGGUGCACAUAAAUUUUUGCUGUAAAUUAAUAAUCCAGUUGGGGUUUUAGUAGUAUCUAAUAACUGGGAUCUAACUAUGUCAGAUUAGAUCCUUUGAUAUCCACAACAGAAUUCUGCCACCAGAUGUAUCUGUUAGCGUUUAUUUAGCAACUAGGUUGAUGUUUGGUCUGAAAUAUGGUAUCAGUGAUCUCCACCAACUGGUAAGACAUAGAAAUUACAAGGUACUAUUGCAAUAAUAUUC